CCCUAUGUUUAUGAAUGUAAUAUUCCAGUAAACUUUGACCUUCCAGCACAUGCAAUCACAUCUGCAACUUCUGUCAACACACAUCGGAAAAAUCAAAAUAUUCUGUGGUCUAUAAGAUUUUCUGUAGACUCGUAACUAACUAGAAUGAUAGACCUGUACCUGUGUCACGGCCACGUGUACGUCUGGAACGCUACAGACGCCUGUGACCUGCGGGAACAUCACAGAAUCGUCGGGACGUUUGUGGGCGCUCUUCCACGCUUGCCCCGACAGAACGUCCGACUAGGACGGCCUCUACAGCUCAUGCCUGAGGAAACCACAGUACUGCUGAAUAAAGGCAUUGCCAGGUUGCUCGAUGGCAACAUCCCUCCAAAGACUGGUGAAGAUGUUUCCCAAGCUAUAACAGAACACAGACAGCAGAGUUUCAGGGAACAAGCCGAGAUGUGUAAGAGCGACAGGAAGAGGAAACUACACGAAAUGGCCAGCGUCAUCGCCAAAGGACGAGCAGCUAAGAGAAAAAAGCUUGCACAGAAGGCAAAGGAAGAAAGUUCAAGUUCAGUGUCUACAAGUGAUGUCUCAAGUUCAACUUGUGAUCAGCCAGAAGAUGAGGAGCCAAGCUUGUCUGUGGAGGAGAUGAAAGAGUUAGAGGCUAAGCUUGAAGAGACUACAGGUUACAAUGAACAGGCCUUUCUGGUGCAGAUUCUGACAGAACAAGUUUCAGAAGAAACUCAAGACGCCAUUCCCUGGAAGUACCCAAACACAGACAAAGAGACACUGAGAUGCAACGUUUUCCAAGACCUUUGGGAGAAGGGCUACUUUCUGACCAGUGGUGGGAAAUUUGGUGGGGACUUCCUGGUGUACCCCGGGGAUCCUUUCCGGUACCACUCCUUCUACAUCGCUGUUUGUCAGCAGAGAACUGAGAAAAUGGAGGCCUUGGAUAUAGUGAGGUUGGGAAGACUGGGAUCCAACGUGAAGAAAACUGUGUUGUUGUGCUCAGAGAGCGAGACCGGAGAGAUCAACUACACAUCACUACAAUGGACAGGGAUGAACUGAGAAAUGUGUUGUUUCAAGUUAAAGAUAAUUUUAUGAUGUGAUGUUACUGCAAAUGUCCGGUCACUUUUGUAGCCAUUUGUUGCAUGGAUUUACAGUGUACUUCUUCUUUGAUGUUGUCAAUGCCUUAUGCUUCUAAAAGUAACCUUCAUGUCCUCACUUUAUACACUUGAUAUUGUACUGCUUGUGUGGACAUGGAUUAAACCUGAUACGCAUUAACUUUCUAUUCCAAAACCAUAUCCAGUAACUACUUUUUUGUGUAUUUUAUUACCUGGACGUCUAACCUACAUCGAUGUAACUUUGGAGUCUGUACCUUUCAAGAGUAUUACUGGUAUUUGCCAUCCUUCUAAAUUGACUGUGGUAUGUAGGUACGAGAUGAAGAAGCUAAAGAAACAGGGAUACUUGUAUCCAAAAUGAAGUACCGGUAGAUACAUUGUAAGUGUGCAAGGAAGCAAAGUUUGCCACUGUGAACUAGAGACAUGCUACAAAAGCCGUCCUAGGUCCUAUAACUAUUUGGUGGCAUAUCAGACUCACCAGCUUUGACAACGAAAUAUAGCAGAAUUCGAAGAAGAAACAAAAAUCAGAGGCAUAAAGCACAAAUUGAUAUAUUUUGCAUCAUAUCCAUGUAAGUUAUAUGUACUAGUCACUGACAUAAGUACAAAUAUCACCAAGUUACAAAGACUAAAAAGGAAAGUUAACAUGUUCAUAACUAAAAUUAAUUUUACUUUUGUGUAUCUUUAAUAUUAUGAAAAGCAAGUCUCUUGCCUUGUGUAGAUGAUGCAAACAUUUUCUUUUGAUACAUGUACUUUUCAUAUUCACAAUUACCAUUU
Branchiostoma floridae (Florida lancelet) is the source of this 1877-nucleotide messenger RNA. RefSeq names its product tRNA-splicing endonuclease subunit Sen34-like. The transcript has 3 exons. NCBI's taxonomy places the organism in Eukaryota, Metazoa, Chordata, Leptocardii, Amphioxiformes, Branchiostomatidae. Gene Ontology annotation, cellular component: tRNA-intron endonuclease complex. The record is from RefSeq and is a predicted model, not a curated record. Gene Ontology annotation, molecular function: nucleic acid binding; tRNA-intron lyase activity. Gene Ontology annotation, biological process: tRNA splicing, via endonucleolytic cleavage and ligation; tRNA-type intron splice site recognition and cleavage. The coding region runs from base 145 to 1050 and encodes 301 amino acids.